Messenger RNA from Exophiala aquamarina CBS 119918, 1260 nucleotides. RefSeq lists its product as uncharacterized. Bases 1 to 1260 code for a protein of 419 amino acids. Gene Ontology annotation, cellular component: endoplasmic reticulum. The transcript has 2 exons. The record is from RefSeq and is a predicted model, not a curated record. Gene Ontology annotation, molecular function: dol-P-Man:Man(5)GlcNAc(2)-PP-Dol alpha-1,3-mannosyltransferase activity. Lineage: Eukaryota; Fungi; Ascomycota; Eurotiomycetes; Chaetothyriales; Herpotrichiellaceae.
AUGAAUGGUUUGUUGGCCACCAUGCAAGAUCUCCUGUCGAACUCCAAGCAUACAAGAUGGAUUGGUCCGCUGAUGAUCCUGGGAGAGGCUAUGCUCUGCAGUCUCAUCAUUUGGAAAGUCUCGUACACGGAAAUCGACUGGAGCACCUACAUGGUGCAGAUCCAACUCUUCCUCGACGGCGAACGACAGUACACCAAGAUUACGGGUCCCACGGGUCCCCUCGUCUACCCAGCCCUGCACGUAUACAUCUACACUGCGCUCUACCACCUUACCGACGAGGGCACCAAUAUCCUGCGCGCCCAGACCAUCUUUGCCGGCCUGUAUCUCGUGACGCUGACGGUGGUGCUUGCCUGUUACAGGCGGGUCGGCGCCCCGCCGUGGUUGUUGGUGCCGCUGGCGUUGAGUAAGAGACUGCAUUCUAUAUACGUGCUGAGGCUGUUCAAUGAUUGCUGGGCCGUGGUAGGCCUGUGGCUCGCUAUCUACCUCCUGCAAAGGCGGAAGUGGGCUGCCGGAGCCUUAGUCUGGGGCCUGGGGUUGGGAGUUAAGAUGACGCUUCUCCUCGCUGCGCCGGGCGUUGGGGUUGUCCUCCUCCAGGGCGCCGGACUUGCCGGUGCAGUCUGGUCUGGCUCAUCGGUUGUCCUGUCUCAACUUGUUUUGGCAGCGCCUUUCUUGACGAGAGACACUGGUCUGGACUACUUUCUACGAGCGUUUGAUUUCGGACGACAGUUUCUCUUCAAAUGGACGGUCAAUUGGCGAUUUGUCGGGGAGGACACAUUUCUCUCUAAAGGUUUUGCUAUUGGUCUGUUGGUGGUGCACCUCGCCCUGCUGCUCUCUUUCUUCCAGACGAAGUGGGUUCGUCCCACUGCUUCGAGCUUGGGGGACUUUGUGACUAAGCACUUCAGCCCUCUCAAUGAGGGCGAGCAGACCAAAAUCUCCCAGAAGAUCACGCCCACGUUUGUCAUGGACACUCUGUUGGGGAGUCUGGUGAUUGGUCUUCUGUGUGCCAGGAGUCUGCAUUAUCAAUUCUAUGCAUAUCUCGGCUGGGCCACUCCAUAUCUUCUCUGGAGGGCGGGAGGCGGCCCCGUCUGGGUGCUGCUCAAUUGGGCAAUUCAGGAAUAUUCUUGGCUGGUGUUCCCAAGCACAGACAUGAGUUCUGGCUUCGUGGUUAUGGAGCUUGCUGUGCAGGUUAUGUGUGCUCUUAUUGCUCCUCCUGUUGACCAUAUUCGGCCCCCAGUGAAGAGGAGCGUCAAAGCUGGUUGA